UCUCCCCGCGCACUCGGGAGCCGCCGCCGGGAGCGCCGCGCAGCCGCCGCCCUGGGAGAAGGAGGCUGCGGGAUGGCCGAGGGGGAGAUCAGCACCUUCAGCGCCCUGACCGAGAAGUUCGACCUGCCCGCGGGCAGCUACAAGAAGCCCAAGCUGCUGUACUGCAGCAACGGGGGGCACUUCCUGCGCAUCCUGCCCGACGGCACCGUGGAUGGCACCCGGGACCGCAGCGACGAGCACAUCCAGCUGCAGCUGAGUGCAGAGAGCGUGGGCGUGGUGCACAUCAGGAGCACCCAGUCGGGGCAGUACCUGGCCAUGGACACCAAGGGGCUGCUCUACGGCUCGCAGUUACUGGGUGAGGAGUGUCUGUUCCUGGAAAGGCUCGAGGAGAACCAUUACAACACCUACGUCUCCAAAAUGCACGCGGACAAGAACUGGUUUGUGGGGCUGAAGAAGAACGGGAACAGCAAGCUGGGCCCGCGGACUCACUACGGCCAGAAGGCGAUCCUCUUCCUGCCCCUGCCCGUCUCUGCUGACUGACACCUGGCCCCAAAGCUCAGAGACAGCCCCAAACCCCAAACCCAGCUGCUGCUGCUGCCUCCUUGAGCUCAGCAGAGCUCCCAGCUUUAGGUCAAGGCUUUGCCAAUCUGCCAAAGCAGAGCCCCUGUGCUCUGCACCAAGCUUUGCAGAGAUGAGGGGACGAGCCCUGGCACCAUCCUGAGGUCCAUGGGGCUCCAUCUCCCCCUGCCCUCAGCUGUGUGUGCCAUGUGUGCCAUGACCCUCAGCUGUGUGUGCCAUGUGUGCCAUGACCCUCAGCCGUGUGUGCCAUGACCCUCAGCUGUGUGUGCCAUGUGUGCCAUGACCCUCAGCCAUGUGCCAUGUGUGCCAUGACCCUCAGCUGUGUG
Agelaius phoeniceus (red-winged blackbird) is the source of this 905-nucleotide messenger RNA. Lineage: Eukaryota; Metazoa; Chordata; Aves; Passeriformes; Icteridae. The record is from RefSeq and is a predicted model, not a curated record.